UUUAAAUUGCUAAUUAAACUUUGAACCAUUGAAAAAAAAAUUUCUCUAAAAAGUAAGUUUUAUGCGCCGUCAUGAUAAGUAAUAUACCAUCGUUUUAAAGAAAACUUAUUCGUAAAGUCGAAAUUUUAAAAUUUUCGUCGAUCCGAUAUUAAAUAUAAAAGAAUAAUCUCAACUUAAUUUAGAAAAUAAAAAAAAAACAAAAUGUCAAAAAAAACCAUCUUAAAAGAUUCAAACCAAUGGUUAGAGAAAUCAAUUAUCGAUGAACAUAUCAACUACUAUGAUUAUUCGGGUUUCAAAAAUAUUCAACCAAUAGGAAGUGGUUCAUUCGGAAACGUCAAUCGUGCUAAUUGGAAAAAUACUGAUCAUUUCUUCGCUUUGAAAUCUUAUAAUAAUAAUAAACAAACUCUUGAAGAAAUCGUAAAGGAGUUAAAGUUACACCGAAGUGUUGAUAUACAUGAAAAUAUCAUACGGUUAUGUGGAAUAACAAAGGUAGAAACCAGCGAAAUUCAAAAAUAUUCUUUGGUCUUAGAAUAUGCUGAUAGCGGUACGUUAAAUGCUUAUUUAAGCAAGCAUUUUAAUGAAUUGAACUGGAAUGAUAAAUUCCACUUAGCAUUGCAACUGACUAGCGCUGUAGAAUUUUUGCACGAUAAUGAUAUUAUUCAUCGUGAUCUGAAAAACAUUAAAUUAGCAGACUUUGGUUUAUCGAAAAGAGUUAUUGAAGUAUCAAGUGACUUAUCAAAAGUACUUGGUGUAUUACCCUAUGUAGACCCAAAAGGUUUCGAAGACAAAGAAAAUUAUAAAUUAAAUAAAAAAUCUGAUGUAUACAGCAUUGGAAUUUUAUUGUGGCAAAUUUCAAGUGGAUAUAGACCUUUUCAUGAAGUCGGUUAUGGACCAAGUUUAAUGUUAUCUAUAUUAAAUGGUCAAAGAGAAAAAAUUAUUGAUGGGACUCCUGUCAAAUAUAGUAAAUUAUAUACAGAAUGCUGGAAAUAUGAACCAAAUGAACGUCCAAAUAUGCAAGUAGUUGUUUUAAUACUUAAAGCAAUCACUUCUCCUGAAAUUAUUAUUUGUAAUUCAAAUGAAGGCAAAAAAAAUUCUUUAUCAUCAGAAAGUUAUGAAAUAAAUUUAGAAUCAAACAAGAUAGUUCAUCAAUUGCAUCAAGUCGAACGUCAUUAUCAUCAGUAA
Molecule: messenger RNA, 1182 nt
Organism: Rhizophagus irregularis DAOM 181602=DAOM 197198
Lineage: Eukaryota; Fungi; Glomeromycota; Glomeromycetes; Glomerales; Glomeraceae
Source: RefSeq, a predicted model, not a curated record